UGCAAGCAUUCUGUUGACAACAUUGCUCUUAUUAUAACCUUAAAAUGUAUCAGGCAAACUUUUACAACCAGCUAUCAACUAGUGUGUCGCUCGAUAAACAAAUUAAAAAAGUUGAAGAAUUUCGAACUAAGCGCAGCGAGAUUUUAAUUAGUGAAUAUUAUAUUAAUAAAUCAAGAUCCAAAUGGGUUAGCGUUGGAUUUUUAUUGGAAAGGAAAUAUACACCAGUAAUGAAGCUUGGAGGAUACAAAUACAAUCAACAUAUAGUUUUCAAUGAAGAUCAGUGGAUCUCAUUUUUAAACAAUCAAGGGGUUAUGUUGAGCUUUAUUUACUCCAACAGCUAUGGAUGGCGACCUAUGCAAGGAGACGGAUACGAGAUACAUUUUAUUUUUAUGGGUGAUUCAAGAGUUAUCAAGAUAACUCAAGACGGAGGAAACGAAUUAUACUUAGCUGGUGAUACAAUAAACGAACUUGUAAAUUUAGUGAAUUUGGUGAAAUACCGUUUUGAUAUGUUGAAAUUUCAAGAAUUUUCAAAAUAUUAUAAUACUAUCGUUAGUGGAGUCUCCCUGCAAAAUGGAGAUUUGAUUAAAAAUAUUUAUGAUGUAAUCACACCUAAUCCAAACAGUGCUAAUGUUUGCUGUGUACUCGAGUUACUACAAUUUUAUCCUGAUUGUGUUAUAGAAGAUGUAGAAACUUUUGCAUGCAAUGAGUUUGUGAAAAGUAUCAUUAAAAAAUAAAAUUUAUUCAUUCAACUAUCC
This is a messenger RNA of Sitophilus oryzae (rice weevil), 755 nucleotides long. RefSeq lists its product as uncharacterized. NCBI's taxonomy places the organism in Eukaryota, Metazoa, Arthropoda, Insecta, Coleoptera, Curculionidae. Bases 45 to 734 code for a protein of 229 amino acids. The record is from RefSeq and is a predicted model, not a curated record. The transcript has a single exon.